UUAAUUUUUUUUUUUAAGAAAAAAAGCUUUAGAUUUCUUAUUUCAACAAUGAAAUUUAUUACUUAAACAAAACUAUGCCUCUACCAAAUUUAAUUAAAAAUUUUAUUGCCAAUAGUCGUGAUAAAUUGAAUCAAUUAUCAUCGAAUGGUUCGAAUAAAUCAAUUGAUUCACCAUCAUCAUCAUCAUCUUCAUAUAAAGGUCGAUAUUCGUCUAGCCAAAAUGGUAAUUUUAUCACUAGCAAUAAUAAUGAUCUUUCAUCAAGCCAUCAAACAAGUGCCAAACAAACGUUAUCACAGAUUAGUGGCCUACAUUCACAUAGAAAUCUUAAACCAUCAUAUCAGAUGUUAUUAGCUGAAUCAAUGUAUGAUCCAAACGUUACCGUACGGCUCGAUUCUUGUCUAACUUGUACGUUUGAUGAAUGUUUUACUGUCGAACAAAAUGCCGAUAUUCUUCUGUGUUUCGUACAAUUUAUGGAAUCAUUAGGAUCACAUGCCAAUACAGUGAUCAAAUGUUUUCUUCAAACAAAUUGUCUAAUGUUUUUUAUACAAGAAAAAUUUCCUGGUGAUAAUGAAAAUUCCUCAUUUGAAAAUCAAGAAGAACAUGAAAAUAAUUAUCAAAAUUUCAUUACUGAUUUUCAUCGAAUAUUUAAUCAAUUAUUCGAUAAAAAUGAUGCUUCCAAUUGUGAUGUUGCUGAUGCUGCCCAUUCGACAACAACAUCCAUGAAAAUCGAUCCAAACGUCCACUCAAAAAUGAUUGAAUUAUUCGAUCAUCAUCAUAAUAAUGACCAAAUCAUUCCAAAUUAUCAAAAACAACAAUUAUCAUUUGAAAUAUUCGAAUCGUUUCGACAAUCAUUAGCCGAAAAAAUUGAUUGUGAUUAUUACGAAAAAUUUCUUCGUUCAAAUUUUUUUCUUAAAUAUGAAUAUGAAGUAUUGAAUGGGAAAAAAUUUCAGCUUUCCGAUAUCUUAUUUUCACAUACAUUAAUAUCGUCAGCUUUUAUGGAUUUUAUGGCCACUGAACGUAUGAAAUGUUUUGUUGAUUUUUUAGUACAAUAUCGAAAUUAUCGAAAAUUCUCUGGACAAUAUUCGGAUGCUAAUGCUUUAUAUAAUAGAUUUUUUAAUUGUCGUGCAGCUACAAUUGAAAGCUUUCUUCAGGUUUCCGAACCAAUCAUUGAACAAUUGCAAUCAUCUAUUGUGAAUAUAAAGGAUCCGAAAACAGAAUUUCAAUCCGAUUGUUUUGAUCGUAUAGCAAAUAUUCUGUUACAAUAUUUUUCCAAAACAUAUUUUCCACAAUUUCUUGAAAGUAAUCAUUUCCUUGAAUAUGUACAGAAUUGUGAUCAAAAAUUAAAAUGUUCACAAAAUCAAAAACAAAAAUUGAUAAGGCCAUCAAUGAAAAUAUUAUCCAAACAAUCGUCAUCAUCAUCAUCAACAACAUCAAAUGAUAUUGGAAAUCAUAAAUUAAAUUCUCUAAAUAUUGAUCAAACAGAUCUGUUAUGGAAUCGUGAUUUAAAAGAUCAAUUACAAUUCACCUAUAUUGAUAAAUAUGGCCGUAUGAAUAGUACAUUGGAACCAGAACCACCACGAUCAUCACCUGCUGUUGAUCGUAUAAAAUUGGCACAAAUUUUUCGUCGUCUAUCAUUUGGUAAUUCGACUAAUCGAAUCGAAUCUGAAGAUGAUGCAUGGCGUAUAGCUGAAAGUAUUAUCAAUGAUGUUUGUUCCGUUACAAAUCGUCAACAACAGCAUCAGCAGCAGCAACAACAACAACAACCAGAACAUCCGAUUGAAUUUGAUGAUUUCAAUCCAUAAAUGAAAUGGCUCUAUAUUGGCCACUACUACUUCAUUUACAUUUAUUUAUGGUUUGACAAAUUAUUUUCGUUUUCUAUUUGCAAUAAAAUAAAAAAAAAAAAAUUUUUUUGCCUGUAUAAAUUAUUGCAAAUUUUAAAAGCUUUAAUAAAUAUAUAAAAUGAAAAAAUUUCAAAUGGGAAAAACCAACUGAAUUAGAAUAUAUUGCUAUUUGCUAUAGCCAAUGAUUUUUGGCCAAUUUUGUUAAUUCAUCUGAUUAUCCCCUCUCUCUCCUCUCCCUCUCCCUCUCUAUCUGAAUUUUCCUUCACAAAUAAAGGCCAAUGACAGUUUGUAAUCUUGUAUUUACCAAUUUGAGGAUUGAAUGAGGUAAAAACAUUUUGGUCAUGUUUGUUCUUCCAAAAAAAUCAAUCAUCAUCAUCAUCAAUUUGAUUAUUAUGAUUCGUUCGUUGAAUGAUGGCCAUAAUAUAUACAAGUAUUCAUCAAAAAUAAUAAUAAUAAUCAUCAUCAUCAUCAUUUGAAUACAUCUGUCAAUU
Dermatophagoides farinae (American house dust mite) is the source of this 2332-nucleotide messenger RNA. RefSeq names its product A-kinase anchoring protein pkaap (gene pkaap). The record is from RefSeq and is a predicted model, not a curated record. Gene Ontology annotation, cellular component: plasma membrane; mitochondrion. Lineage: Eukaryota; Metazoa; Arthropoda; Arachnida; Sarcoptiformes; Pyroglyphidae. Gene Ontology annotation, biological process: intracellular protein localization.